CACUCUACACUGAGGGCCAGAGGUACAUGUACAUGUAAGUAGGAAAAGACAGGUUUCCAAGUUCAACCCUCCAUUUUUCGCCAGGGCCAGAUGAUGAGAACUUUCCUCAGAUGAAGUGUACGUGUAGUUGCUAUGACAGUACAAGAGAAAGUUCACUGCUGUAACCAUGGCGACCAACGAUCUAAACAUCCCACCGACUGAGGAACCGAUCGGCAAGAAGCUCAGUCGCAUUGCAUCCCAGUUACUCAUCCCGGUCUUGCUGCCAGCAUCCAGCAUUUUCUUUGGUUGGCUGGCCCAGAGACGAAUCAGCAUCCAGCUGAAUCAGCUGCAGAAGGAAAAGGAAAGGAUUGCAGACCUGAAAGAGGAUGUGGACUUCCUACAAGAUGAGGUAAAAAACUUGAGCAAGAGACGUCUUGAGCUGGAGGAGAAGACUAGUAUGACAACCAUCAAACGGCGCUGUCUCCUGGAGGAGGCCAUCAUAAAGGAGGAGAACCAGGCCACACAGAAGAUUCUGACAGAGUUGGAGGAGCUGCGGCCCCUGCUCAAACAGCGCCAGGACAUUUACUGUAACCCCUUCAAGUACCGCGGCCCGCGUUUGGAGUUGGAGUCGCAGCUCCUGUUUUCUGCCUACUUCAAACCGUACGACAAGGACCUCGGACUGUACGUCGGGAUGCAGAAUAUACUGAAGCACGACCAGAGCUGCAGCCAGGAAGGCAAUGGUUGCUUGAUGUGGGUGUACCUGCAGCUCUGGAAGACCCGGGCUGAGCUGCUCAAGCACAGGCGAGUGGCUGCCAGGAUGAAAGAAGUUGAUGAGUCGUUCGCCAAAUGAGUGGCACAAAGUUGCAACAAGUCACCAAAUGUUUUGACUUGAGCCAAAUUUUUUUGAGGAAGUGACUCAAGUCAAGAUCAAGAAAUAACUGUAAACUCAGUGCAUGAAUCAGAAGGACUGGGAAUUGUGUUUCAUGUCUGGUUUUGAGUUGAAUUGAAUUGAGCCAAAUUGAAUUGAACUGUUUUGAACUGCAAAACCAAAAAGACCAUGUUGAAGAAGACAAGAUACUUUGGUCAAGUUUGGUCAUGAAGACAGACAUUACUAAUGUUGUGUCAUGCAAACAGCAACUGGCCAACACUAUUCACCAAACUUCAUCUUUUGGAGCACUAAUAGGUCCUUUCACAGAGCAUUACCUGUUGUAUUUGGAACUACAGUCCAAGUCCCAGUUCAACACAUGCUCUUGUUUUACACUGACUUUUCUAGAUAUUGUUUGUUCUUACGUUAAAUAUGGUGAACCAGUGAU
This is a messenger RNA of Acanthaster planci (crown-of-thorns starfish), 1292 nucleotides long. Its product is annotated as coiled-coil domain-containing protein 127-like. NCBI's taxonomy places the organism in Eukaryota, Metazoa, Echinodermata, Asteroidea, Valvatida, Acanthasteridae. The record is from RefSeq and is a predicted model, not a curated record.